Penicillium canescens is the source of this 852-nucleotide messenger RNA. RefSeq lists its product as uncharacterized. The transcript has a single exon. The record is from RefSeq and is a predicted model, not a curated record. NCBI's taxonomy places the organism in Eukaryota, Fungi, Ascomycota, Eurotiomycetes, Eurotiales, Aspergillaceae. The coding region runs from base 1 to 852 and encodes 283 amino acids.
AUGCUUCUGAUGCGAGAUGCCAUCGACACGUUUCUAAGUGCAAUAAGCUUUUUAAUAGAGUCGAUUUAUGGCAUUGCCGUCGGCUUCCCAGCAUACUUUAUUGUCAAUCCCAUUCUCCAUUUUCUGGCUCUCCCAUAUACUCUUAAAUACUUCUCCUCCAACUGGUCUUUACUCUGUUUCGAAACGCAGCCUGGCGAGCUAUAUCUUCAUCAUUUCGAAAGACUCCAUCCCGACCUGAUAGAACACGUGCGUGCCGCGUAUGCUGCAAGAACAAACAAGCGCCCACCAAGGAAGCUCAAGUUUUGGCCCCGCGAAACGAGUCACAUCAUUCUACCUCUGGUAGUCGCCAUUCGCGAGUGGAAGUUCUCUUGCGCCACCGGUCUCUUUGCGUUAUUAGAGGACUGUGGAUGGGACCGAACGCUCCUGUGGACAUUCCUCCGAGAUCAAGUGGAAAAUGCAGGCUUGGUGUCAGCCGAGGAGAAAGUGGCCUUCGCGCGCGUCAUGGAGGUGGCAUGUUCAAAUCGAUUUAAGGGAAUUCGACCUGCAUGGGUACGCUCACUACAGUUUUUACGCAAGUGGACGGGCGAGACGGAACGGAGCUCAAAGAUGCAACAGGCUCAGAUUGAAAAGUUGAAGGAAAAGUUUGAUUCUCUGGGAGUUCCUGUUAUUGCAGUGUCUGGGAACUGUAUCGAUUGGGUAUUACAACGGAAUGCUGUCCUCGUCUUGGACCAGAAUAUUCGGGAUGCAUCGUAUAGGAUGAAAAACUUUCAACCGAUUUGGAUAAAUGUGAAGAAUAGUCAGGAUCCGGAGAAGAUUUCAAAAAGCUACUGGCAGCAGGUUUCCUUUGGCUGA